UAUUUUUUGUUCAUAAAGUAUAACUUUAUGACUUUUAUUGUAAAAAGACUGUAAAAACAAGAAAGGAAAGUACUAGAGUUAUAUAUAUCAUAGGCACCACAAAGCUUUCGAAGUUCAAGGCAGCACACGAUAGAGCGAGCUAUGGAAAAUUUGAUUCCGACCAAAGGAAUUCUCAAGAGCGAGGCUCUUCAAAAGUACAUCUUUGAAACGACGGCAUAUCCAAGAGAGCAUGAGGAGCUCAAGAAACUACGAGAAGCUACGGUCCACAAGUAUGGCAAUUUAAGCGAGAUGAAGGUACCAGUUGAUGAGGGGCACUUUUUAUCGAUGCUUAUAAAAAUGAUGAAUGCCAAAGAUACGCUAGAACUCGGUGUUUUCACGGGCUAUUCGUUGCUCACGACUGCCCUCGCAUUGCCUGAAGAUGGCCGUAUUACUGCAAUAGACAUUGAUAAAGAAGCUUAUGAGUUAGGUCUAGAGUUCAUCAAGAAUGCAGGUGUUGAUCACAAAAUCAAUUUCAUCCAAUCCGAUGGUCUUCAGGCCUUAGACAAGAUGUUGAACAAGAAUCCAAGACCGGAGUUCGAUUUCGCAUUUGUUGAUGCUAAUAAGACAAACUACGCCAAUGCAUACGAGAGACUAAUGAAGCUGGUGAAGAUUGGGGGAAUAAUAGCUUUUGAUAACACAUUGUGGUUUGGGUAUGUGGCUGAGGAAGAGGAGGAUGUGCCAGAGCACUUGAGGGUGUGCAGAAAAGCCCUCAUGGAGUUGAACAAGCAGCUCGCUUCUGAUCCUCACAUCGAGAUCUCUCAAGUCUCCAUUGGUGAUGGUGUCACUCUCUGCAGACGCCUUAUGUGAUUAACGAGACUCAUCAAAGUACCAAAGUGUUCUUUGUUUUUAUUUUAUUAAGUGGUAGGAAUCUUUAAUGCUCUCUUGUCUUGUGUUCUUGCUCAUUGUGUGUUCUUUCCCGUGGGAGAUGAGUUCCGGUUGGUGUGUUGGAUUAAUUAUGCUAAAGAUUGUUCCCUUUAUAUAUAUCAUAUCCCAGAUAUCAGCAAA
Molecule: messenger RNA, 1044 nt
Organism: Brassica rapa (field mustard)
Lineage: Eukaryota; Viridiplantae; Streptophyta; Magnoliopsida; Brassicales; Brassicaceae
Product: putative caffeoyl-CoA O-methyltransferase At1g67980
Molecular function (GO): S-adenosylmethionine-dependent methyltransferase activity; O-methyltransferase activity
Source: RefSeq, a predicted model, not a curated record